AUGGAACUCAAAAACGAGAAGCUAGUCAGGUUCUCCAAUGAUGGAAAGAAGAAUCUUGAACAUCCUUGGGAAAAUAUAGACAACGCUCACAAACCCCAUGAGAAGCCAUUCCCAGUGUACAAGAUUCAGACAGCACUGAAUCCUGAAGGGAAAAUUAGAAGUGGUGAUAAGAACAGAAUGAAUCUCAAAAUUCCCACGCUUGGAAAGUUUAAGGUUUUCCCAGAAAAUAAUGAGCCAUGGAAUAAGAGAAUUAUUGAUCCUGGAAGUGAUAUGUUUUUGGAGUGGAACCGAGCUUUCCUAUUUUCUUGCAUACUAUCACUGUUUGUUGAUCCACUGUUUUUCUACCUUCCCUCAGUAGCAAAUGAAGGGAAUUCAUCAUGUAUGGCUACUGAUUUGAAUUUAGGAGUUGUUGUGACAUGUUUCCGGACAUUUGCUGAUGUUUUCUAUCUGAUGAACUUGGCCAUAAAGUUCAGGACGGCCUAUGUGUCACCAAGUUCAAGAAUUUUUGGGAGGGGUGAGCUUGUUAUGGAUUCAAAGUUGAUUGCGAGGUGGUAUUUGAGAUCAGAGUUCUUUCUAGAUCUUGUGGCUACACUGCCUCUUCCCCAGAUUAUGAUUUGGUUUAUUAUGCCAGCAAUUAGAAGCUCCCAUGCUGAUCAUACCAACAAUGCUCUUGGACUCAUUGUUCUACUUCAAUAUGUCCCCAGAUUAUACUUGAUUUUCCCAUUAAGUUCCCAGAUUAUUAAAGCCACUGGUGUAGUUACAAAGACGGCUUGGGCUGGAGCUGCUUACAAUCUUAUGCUUUACAUGUUAGCUAGUCAUGUCUUGGGGGCAUCAUGGUACUUGUUGUCAAUUGAAAGGCAUGCUACUUGCUGGAAAUCUGAAUGCAGAAAUGAAAGCCUCCCUAUAAAAUGUGUUCUUAAGUACUUGGAUUGCGGUACUUUAAAUAAUGAUGAUCGCAUGAAGUGGGCAAACACUACUUCUGUGUUUGGUAACUGCAAUCCAGAAAAUAGCACCAGUUUCAGAUACGGAAUAUUUGGAAAAGCAGUGGAAAAUAAUGUUGUCUCCUCUGCUUUUAUAGAGAAGUAUCUCUAUUGUCUGUGGUGGGGUUUGCAGAACUUGAGUUCCUAUGGCCAGGGUUUGCCUGCAAGCACAUUCGUUUGGGAAACUUCAUUUGCAAUACUCAUAGCUAUUCUUGGUCUGGUUUUGUUUGCCCACUUAAUUGGUAACAUGCAGACAUAUUUACAAUCUAUUACUGUGAGGCUUGAAGAGUGGAGGCUCAAGCGACGUGACACUGAAGAGUGGAUGAAACAUCGCCAGCUUCCACAAUAUCUCAGAGAGCGUGUCCGAAGAUUUGUUCAGUACAAGUGGCUUGCAACUCGAGGGGUUGAUGAAGAAACAAUCUUACGAGGCCUUCCUACAGACCUACGUAGAGAUAUCCAACGUCACCUUUGUUUGGACCUUGUUCGACGUGUUCCCUUUUUCUCACAAAUGGAUGGCCAGCUACUUGAUGCAAUAUGUGAGCGGCUGGUAUCAUCCUUGAGUACUCAAGGCACAUACAUAGUUAGAGAAGGUGAUCCAGUUACAGAGAUGCUUUUUAUCAUUAGAGGGAGACUUGAAAGCUCAACCACAAAUGGAGGAAGAACUGGUUUCUUUAACUCUAUUACAUUGAGGCCUGGUGAUUUCUGUGGAGAAGAGCUACUUGCAUGGGCAUUGCUUCCAAAAUCUACUCUCAACUUGCCUUCUUCUACAAGAACAGUUAGAGCCCUUGUAGAAGUGGAAGCCUUUGCAUUAAGAGCAGAAGAUCUUAAAUUUGUGGCCAAUCAGUUUAGACGUCUCCACAGCAAGAAGUUACAGCAUACCUUCCGUUUCUACUCUCACCAUUGGAGGACAUGGGCUGCUUGCUUCAUUCAGGCUGCUUGGCGGCGGUACAAGAAGAGAGUGUUGGCAAAGAGCCUUAGCUUGAGGGAAUCUCAGUCCUUCAAUGAUGAUGAACAAGUCAGGGAUCAAAUGGAACAUGAGGAAGAAGACCACAGUGCUGUGACUUCAAACACUGCACAAGUAAAACAGAACCUAGGUGUCACUAUACUGGCUUCAAGAUUUGCAGCAAACACAAGAAGAGGGGUUCAGAGGAUCAAGGAUGUAGAGAUGCUCAAGUUGCAAAAGCCUGAAGAGCCAGACUUCUCAGUAGAGCCGGAUGAUGAUUAG
Gastrolobium bilobum is the source of this 2205-nucleotide messenger RNA. Its product is annotated as probable cyclic nucleotide-gated ion channel 14. The record is from RefSeq and is a predicted model, not a curated record. Gene Ontology annotation, biological process: transmembrane transport; potassium ion transport. Gene Ontology annotation, cellular component: membrane. The transcript has 7 exons. NCBI's taxonomy places the organism in Eukaryota, Viridiplantae, Streptophyta, Magnoliopsida, Fabales, Fabaceae. Gene Ontology annotation, molecular function: voltage-gated potassium channel activity. Bases 1 to 2205 code for a protein of 734 amino acids.